Molecule: messenger RNA, 436 nt
Organism: Brassica oleracea var. oleracea
Lineage: Eukaryota; Viridiplantae; Streptophyta; Magnoliopsida; Brassicales; Brassicaceae
Exons: 1
Coding region: 127-363 (78 amino acids)
Source: RefSeq, a predicted model, not a curated record
AUCAGUAAAAUGGACCCCAUCAGUUUAUAUCUAUAAAUAACGUCCCAAACCUCUCUCCCCUUAAAAUGCAACAACACUCAUCUUUACCAAAAUACAACAACUUUUGUUUUCUUAAUCGCUAAAAAGAUGUCGCUAGCGAUCGCGGAGGUUUACACGGUGAGGAAGUUUCACAGAGAGAGUCUGAAGAAACCGGCCAAAGCAACGGUUACCGGCGAGGGAGAUGAAAAGAUCAUCGGAGGUGGGCUCCGGGAGGUCAUGAAAACGCUGGUGAAACAGAAUGGAACUAGAAGAUUUGGACAGUGGUUUGUUGGGAAGCCAAACAAAAGCUCGGCUAAAGUUUCGGAUCCCACGACGAUUGAGUGAUAAAGAAGAAGAAACGUGUUCUCUUGUUUUCCUUUUAUUUAUCUUUCUUUCUUUCUUUCUUCAUUUUGUUUUA